AUGGCGCAGCCGACUGACACUAUUCUGUCUCGUCGGGCACAGGAUGCGUCUACAGCAGGGACCAAGAACCUCAUGUGGGACGUGCUGAACAAUCUAUGGUGUCCAUCGACUAACCCAGAUGGGUACGUCAAUGUUGGCGUGGCAGAGAAUGUCCUCAUGCACGACCAGUUCUUGAGUUUCAUCAACACGAAGCUUGACCUACCGGCCAAAUACCUCACAUACAACGAAGGAGGAUCAGGAUCUUUGAGACUGAAGCGAGCUUUAUCCCAGUUCCUCGACCGAUAUCUACAUCCUGCGAUCCCUUUAAAUCCUAGGCACCUCAUCGUCACGAACGGAGUCUCUUCCGCAAUCGAGCACGUCUCGUGGUCAUUCACAGAUCCCGGCGAAGGAAUUCUCUUAGGGAAGCCAUACUACGGCACUUUCAUACCAGAUAUGUCGUUGCGACCUGGUGCUACCGUCGUUUCUGUCAACUUUGGAGACUGCGAUCCAUUCAGCAUCGAGGCAGUUGACAGAUACGAGGAGGCUUUGUUGGCCUUUCAGCAGACAACAAACCGGAAAGUCAAAGCACUCAUGCUUUGCCACCCUCACAAUCCUCUUGGACGUUGCUAUCCAAGAGAUGUGAUUAUCAAAAUGAUGCACCUCUGUCAAAAGUACAACCUACAUCUCAUCAGUGAUGAAAUAUACGCGCUCUCUGUUUGGGAAAACACCGUGGAUGAUCAGCUUCAUCCCCCGGUCAAGUUUGAGUCGGCUUUGUCAAUUGAUCUGAAUGGUAUCAUUGACCCCCGGCUUGUUCAUGUACUAUGGGGCAUGAGCAAGGACUUCGGUGCAAAUGGACUUCGACUUGGCGUCAUCAUUUCGCAGUCUAACAGUGACCUUCAUCAGGCCUUGAAAGGAAUCUCUUUAUACUCUUACGCAUCUGGAGUUUCUGACCACCUGACUGCUCUUCUGCUGGAAGACUUCGAUUUUACCGACAAAUAUAUACGACAAAAUCGGGACAAGUUGUCCGAGUCGUAUACUUGUGCAGUUCAGUAUAUCAGGAGCCAUAAUAUUGAAUAUGCACAAGGCUGCAACGCGGCAUUCUUCCUUUGGGUUAACUUGGGGAAGAGGUACUGCCAGCUCCACCCCGGAGAAAAUAUCGAACACGUUAGCGACAAGGUCAUGCAAGUCCUGUUGAGAAAGAAAGUGUUUCUGGCCAGCGGCGAGCUGUUCGGGUCGGAGCAUCCUGGAUGGUUCAGAAUUGUGUUCUCCCAGCCUCGGGAGUAUUUGAAUGAGGCUCUGCGGAGAAUCACAGAUGCGCUUGCACUCAAGGAUUAG
Molecule: messenger RNA, 1314 nt
Organism: Penicillium canescens
Lineage: Eukaryota; Fungi; Ascomycota; Eurotiomycetes; Eurotiales; Aspergillaceae
Product: pyridoxal phosphate-dependent aminotransferase
Exons: 1
Coding region: 1-1314 (437 amino acids)
Biological process (GO): biosynthetic process; amino acid metabolic process
Molecular function (GO): transaminase activity; pyridoxal phosphate binding
Source: RefSeq, a predicted model, not a curated record